This is a messenger RNA of Centruroides sculpturatus (bark scorpion), 1820 nucleotides long. RefSeq names its product plasmolipin-like. The record is from RefSeq and is a predicted model, not a curated record. The coding region runs from base 118 to 642 and encodes 174 amino acids. NCBI's taxonomy places the organism in Eukaryota, Metazoa, Arthropoda, Arachnida, Scorpiones, Buthidae. The transcript is spliced from 4 exons. Gene Ontology annotation, cellular component: membrane.
AGUCAUCGUGGUGUAGAAAUCCAAGCAGGCAGUAGCGUGGGUGAACGUCUACCAAGCGAGAAGUAGAACAGUGGUGUAGUAAGUAAGAAGAGUUUAACACGAAUAACACCAAGAGCAAUGUCUCACACAGUAACAGUUAGAACAACAACAACUACUGCAUCUACAUCAGCAAUUAUCGUUAACACAGGAUUCAUCAGAACGUGGAAUGGGAUAUUAAAACUCUUCGAAACAAUAAUCGGAGCAGUUAUUCUCGGACUUAUCGGUUACUAUGGAACUCAUUACCAAAGGAGCUCUUACACUGGUUUCUAUGGAGGAUCCGAAGAAACUCUUAUGUUUCUGGUCAGUUUUGGAUUCCUUCUGACCACUUUUGUCCUCCUCCUGACAUCUAUGUGUUCCUUGAUGACUUCUUCAGUCUUACCUAAGACAUUAUUUGAAUUUGUGUACCAUGUUUUUGCUUUCAUCUUCUACUUGAGCGCCGGUUUAGCUCUUUUGAUUGUCGUAUCUAGAAGAAACGAUUCACGUUAUUAUAGAAAAGAAUACGGUUACGAAGGAAAAAUGGCUGCUGCUGUUCUUGGAUUGAUCAAUGCUGCGUUAUACUUUCUGAGUGCUUUCUUCUCAUUCCGAGCCUAUCGAGUCGGUUAAAAAUACAUAUUUUACAUAAAGCAUAGAUCAAAAAAUAUCUUAAUCUUAUUCUUGAAAUUGCAUUAAUGUUGCAUUAUUAUUAAAACGUCUUAAUAUUUUAUAAUAAAUAUUUUUUCUGUUGUAAAAAAUGACAAAAUAGUUCCAUGUAUUUUACUCUAAAAUGUUUAGAAUGUUUACAAAUUACACACAUUCGUCCAUUUUUUUUCAUAUAGCUUCCAUCAAAAACAUGCAAUUUGUAUGUUUUUCACUUGUAAGAAAGCGCAAAAAUGAUAAAAUUUCAGCUGUGAGUUGUAUGUAACCAACGAAUUUCAAUGUUCUAUUCGAUGUACUGUACUUAAAUUAUGUAUUGUGUAUGAACUAUUAACCGUAUUUGUAUACUCUUAAAAUUUAUAUGCUGUGCUUUUAAAGCUUUGGAAUACUUUUUAUAUGUUUUUUGAUAUUUAUAUUUCUAGUUAAUUAACUAUUUUUCAAAUUAAAAAUCAAACGGGGGGUCUACUUUAAUGGGCAACCCAUUUUCAAAAGUGUUCAAGAAAGAUCAGGUAAAAAAAUAAUCAACGUUUUAAAGAUAUUUUAGAGCUAAACUUCUCAUAUAUAUAUAUAUAUUUUUUUAAUUAUUAAAAUCAAAUAAUUAACAUUUUCGUCCCGUAAUUACGUUAAGAAUCGAAUGAGGUCGUGGACCACAUGCAAUACAUUUCACUUGAGCGCUUGGAAAUCGCUCCAGAAAUGUCAACGAGUGAGGAAAUUUUUCAUAAAAAAACUGCCUAAUUUAGUUGAUGUUAUCGUAAAUUACUGUUUUCAGUAAGUUUCUGAGAAAAUUUAUUAGAGAAGCGAAAAAUUGGCUUGUUGAGGGGUAUUUUCGCAGGUAUAUUGAGGUCAUACAGCACCAUCGUUAGUGUAUUAAACGUACUCUCUGGCUUUAAUCGAAACAAAAUGACCUCCUUCACUUAAAAAAGAGGUCAUUUUUCUCAUUUUAGAAACCUUAAUUUUAAAAUUUUUAUCGAUUUAUAGUAACUGAACGUCGCACAAAAAGGUAAAGUUGCCUCUUUACUAUUUUUUCUUUCGUUUAUAUAUAUAUAUAUAUUUGUGUAUACUAUAUAACUGUAUCACACCUGGAAACUUUUGUACAGAUCUAAUGUGUUUGUAGCUAAUUUUAUUGGAAUAAAAGUCGUUUCCAUGUA